This is a messenger RNA of Oldenlandia corymbosa var. corymbosa, 6174 nucleotides long. NCBI's taxonomy places the organism in Eukaryota, Viridiplantae, Streptophyta, Magnoliopsida, Gentianales, Rubiaceae. The record is from the annotation of a GenBank genome assembly.
UCAGCCUUUUUCAUCUCUCUCCUGUCUAAAUAAUCUUCUUACUCUUUCUACUCUUCCACCAAACCCAAAAUUAAAAUUAAUCAAAAUUGUACAAAUUCCGAUAAUUACUCACAUUUUCGCCGUUAAUUUUCCCCCAAUUCGAUUGUGUUCUACAUUAUUAUUAUUAUUAUUAUUAUUAUUAUUUUUUAAUCACAUUUGAUUAAUUCUUUUUCCUCCUUCAUCACAAACCCUAAACCUAGAGGGAUUUAGACCUCCAUUAAUCGCAAUCGGAUCUUUGUUUUCCUUUACUGCCAACUUGGGGUUUACUAAAAUUAACUUGAUUGUUGUUCGGAAUCGCGGGAGCGCGAUCGAAUUUCGGCGGGAAUUCAGCUCAAUUUCGCACCUUAAUUUGGUCGGUGAAUAUAUAUUGUUGGUUUGAUAUUGUUGUCGGGUAAGUUGUUAACGACAUUGAGAUUGAGAAGCUCCGGGGUUGUUUUGGUGCGUGGAUCAUUGGCGGAAUUUCUUUGCAGAUUGCUGGGAUUUGUUGGAAUUUAAAGACAGGGGUUUUGGAUUCGAUUCGGGGGAAAACAGCGCCAUUCGAUGGCGCUGUUUAGACGGUUCUUCUAUCGGAAGCCACCUGAUCGGCUUCUUGAGAUCUCUGAAAGGGUCUAUGUUUUUGACUGCUGCUUCUCUACGGAUGUGCUGAAUGAAGAUGAGUACAAAAUCUACCUGGGAGGCAUCGUAGCUCAGUUACAGGAUCACUACCCUGAUGCCUCUUUCAUGGUAUUCAAUUUCAGAGAGGGAAUUAAGAGGAGUCAGAUAUCAGACAUAUUGUCCCAGUAUGACAUGACAGUCAUGGAUUACCCUCGGCAAUAUGAGGGUUGUCCAGUGUUGCCUUUGGAGAUGAUCCACCAUUUCUUGCGUUCUAGUGAGAGCUGGCUGUCACUGGAGGGACAACAGAAUGUACUUUUGAUGCAUUGCGAACGGGGCGGAUGGCCUGUGCUUGCUUUCAUGCUUGCUGGUCUUCUUUUGUACAGAAAGCAGUAUACUGGUGAGCAGAAGACCCUAGAAAUGGUGUAUAAGCAAGCACCCAGAGAACUUCUUCAUCUCUUGUCUCCUCUAAAUCCCCAGCCUUCACACCUUAGGUAUCUGCAAUAUAUUUCAAGGAGAAAUAUGGGUUCAGAUUGGCCACCAUCAGACUCUCCUUUAGCUCUGGAUUGUAUCAUACUUAGAGUCCUACCGCUAUUUGAUGGUGGGAGGGGAUGCCGCCCUCUAAUUCGUGUGUAUGGUCAGGAUCCUUCAUCCACUACUUCUAAUAGGAGCUCUAAGCUUUUGUUCACAACUUUAAGAACGAAGAAGCAUUCCCGCUUUUACAAACCGGUAAUAUGAUUUCUUACUUUCUAGAACUAAUAUAGUAGAGACCUAACUGCUGUUUGAAGCAUUUUUUACUUCCUGACGCAGGAAGAAUGUGCCCUUGUGAAAAUAGAUAUUCACCGACGUAUUCAAGGGGAUGUUGUGCUUGAAUGUGUCCACUUAGACGAUGAUUUUGCAAGGGAGGAAAUGAUGUUCAGAAUUAUGUUUCACACUGCAUUUAUCCGGUCUAAUGUUUUAAUGCUCACUCGUGAUGAAGUGGAUGUUUUGUGGGAUGCUAAAGAUAUGUUCCCCAGGGACUUCAGAGCAGAGGUACUCUUUUCCGAUGCUGAUGCUGUUCCAUCUAUUAUCACCACAGACGUGGCGAGUGAAGAUGAAACCGAGACAGAAAGUGCCUCUCCCGAGGAGUUUUUUGAGGUGGAAGAGAUCUUCAGUAAUGCAGUAGAUGCACCAGAUGGAAGGGGAGACAUUGAUAGUCAUUCACUUCAAGAGUCGUCUAAUCAGGAUAGUGAAAGUGAAGAAGUGGAAUGGAAAGAGGAGAUGGAUAAUCACUCCUUUGAAGACUGUACAUCUGACGAAGUAAGCCAGAGACAAGAUUUGAGAGUUGAUUCAAACGGGAAUGGCGUGAAUGCUAAUGCCUCAGAGAAUGAUGAAUCCCAUAAUACCAAUACAAGGCCAGAUGGUAGAGGAGCUCGUGGCAAGUUAGAAGGUGCCGACGACAAGCCCGAUCAAGAUGGCAGUUCUGUGCAGAAAAAGAUGGAUAGACAAGGGUCACAACCUAAGGUUGGUGCUGAUGUAGGGAAACAAAAGUCUGAUAAGUCAGUCACCUCGACAUCACGGAAACAAUCCAGCACAAAAUCUGGGGCAGAUCCCAGUGGUCCCAAGUCAAAAAUGAGAAUGGCAAAGCCUAAUGCAGUUUCUAGAUGGAUUCCUAGUAACAAAGGUUCUUACUUUGAUUCAAUGCAUGUUUCAUAUCCACCAUCAAGACAGAACAGUGCUCCAGCUUCCUUAACCCAGUCAAAGGAAUCUCAAGGGGGAAAAUCUAAGGGGACAUCUAAUGCAAAGCCCUCAGCUCGUUGCAGUCCUGAAGUUGGGUUUUUACCUGAGAAACACUCUUCUUGUCCAUCACUGAUUGACAGUUCAACUGUCCAAUUGGCGAAUUCUCCGACCUCGACCUCUCCAUCACAUGGAGAAAGCCAACCUACAAAUAUCAAUCAACCUCAACAUCCUCCUACCUUUUGUCUCAAUCCUCCACCACCCCCGGCAGUAACGACCUCUUCAAGUUCACCAUUGUAUGAUUCAUCCUCUGAGCCAUUUUCUUCUAUUAGAUCUGUUACAGAGGAUGGGGGCAGUAAUUUGUCCUCUCACUCUGAUUCAGUUUUACUUUCUACAAGUGAUCAUAGUGUAGAGGAUGCUACUUCUGCAGAGCCCCUGUCACCUACACCUCCCGUGCCACCUUCAUCCUCUGAUAAUGCCGUUUUGAUUUCUGAACCACCUCCACCUCCUAAGCUGCCACCUCCCCCUCCGCCGCCUCCGCCGCCACCUGCCCCGCGAUUUUCUUCAAUAUAUGCUCAAGCUGCAGCAGGAUUCGGGCAGAGUGUGCCCCCACCACCACCACCACCACCACCUCCUCCUCCUCCUAUACUUGCAUCAGCAGUCUCUGGAAGAACUCCCUCCGUAACUUCUCCGCCACCUCCUCUGCCCCCUCCACCGCCACCACCUUUUCAGCUUUCCUCUUCAUCAAGCGUGCAAAAUUCUGUUAACCUUCUGCUACCAACCCCUCCUCCUCCCCCAUGGUCUGCUGUUUCUUCAGCACUGACAUCUAUUAGAUCUGGUGGUGCUUUGUCAUCCAUUCCUCCUGCUCCUGCUCCUCCACCUUUGCCUUCUACCGGUACUGUGCCGCCCCCUCCUCCCCCUCCUCCACCAUUACCUUCUUUCUGUGCUGUGCCGCCUCCUCCUCCCCCUCCCCCUCCAAUGAAUGGAGCACCUUCUGUGUUUUUAAGGGUGCCUACACCUCCCCCGCCACCUCCCCUUCCUUCAAGUGGUGCUCCUCCCCCUCCACCUCCUCCAACUCUUGCUCCAUUUCCACCAGCUCCACCUCCCCCACCACCUCCACCUCGAUCAAGUAGUGUUCCACCUCCUCCCCCUCCACCUCCUCGACCAGGUGGUGCUCCACCCCCUCCCCCACUGGCUCCUCCUCGAUCAACUGUUGCUCCACCUCCUCCCCCUCCUCCCCCUCGAUUAAGUGGUGCUCCACCUCCUCCUCCACCACCUCCUCGACCAAGUGGUGCUCCACCCCCUCCUCCGCUGCCUCCUCGAUCAAACGGUGCUCCAGUGCCUCCCCCCCCACCACCUCUGCCAACUGGUGCUCCACCUCCGCCUCCGCUGCCACCUCGGCCAAAUGGUGCUCCACCUCCACCACCACCGCCUAUACGAGGAGGUCCUCCAUUGCCACCUCCGUUACUAGGGGCCCCUGCUCCACCACAUCCACCACCUCGAGGAGGUGCACCGCCUCCACCACCACCUCCAGGAGCUCGACCACCUGGACCUCCGCCACCCCCAGGGCCUCCAAGACCUCCAGGUGGUGCACCUCCUCCACCACCUUUUGGUGCCAAGUCCCCUGGACCUCCAGGUGGUGCUCCUCCUCCACCUUUGGGAAGAGGGCGAGGACUUGCACGUCCUUCUGGCUUUUCGGCAGCACCUAAGAGAUCUACCUUAAAGCCACUUCAUUGGAGUAAAGUUACCAGGGCAUUACAAGGGAGCUUAUGGGAAGAGUUGCAGAGGCACGGAGAUCCUCAAAGUGCACCCGAAUUUGAUGUUUCAGAAAUUGAGACUCUAUUCUCAGCUACAGUUGCAAAGCCAGAUAGCAGGGGCAAGUCCGGUGACAGAAGGAAAUCUGUUGGAUCGAAACCUGAAAAAGUUCAUUUGAUUGACUUGAGGCGGGCCAACAACACUGAAAUAAUGCUAACAAAGGUGAAAAUGCCACUUCCUGACAUGAUGGCUGCAGCGCUGGCAAUGGAUGAGUCUAUUUUAGAUGCUGACCAAGUAGAAAAUCUAAUCAAAUUCUGUCCAACAAAAGAAGAGAUGGAACUUCUUAAGAAUUAUACUGGUGACAAGGAAAACCUUGGGAAAUGUGAACAGUUCUUUCUGGAGUUGAUGAAGGUCCCUCGGGUGGAAUCCAAGCUACGGGUUUUUCUGUUUAAAAUUCAGUUCAACUCUCAGGCCACUGAUUUCAAGAAAAGUUUGAACAUGGUAAACUCCGCAUGUGAUGAGGUUCGAAAUUCCGUCAAGUUGAAGGAAAUUAUGAAGAAGAUAUUGUAUUUGGGAAAUACAUUAAAUCAAGGAACUGCUAGAGGCUCUGCUGUUGGAUUUAAGUUGGACAGUCUCUUAAAACUCACAGAUACACGUGCUUCCAACAGCAAGAUGACACUUAUGCACUAUCUUUGCAAGGUUCUUGCAUCUAAAACGCCAGCCCUUCUAGAUUUUCAUGAAGACCUUCUUAGCCUGGAAGCUGCAUCAAAGAUUCAAUUAAAAUCUCUUGCAGAAGAAAUGCAAGCUAUUAUUAAGGGACUGGAGAAGGUGAAGCAGGAAUUGGAUGCAUCUGAGAAUGACGGUCCAGUAUCUGAAACUUUUCGGAAGACAUUGAAAGACUUUGUUGGUGCUGCUGAGACGGAAGUUGGCUCUGUAUCAACUUUGUACUCCGUUGCGGGAAGAAAUGCAGAUGCAUUAGCACUUUAUUUUGGAGAGGACCCUGCCCGCUGCCCAUUUGAGCAAGUUACUGCUACGCUUUUGAAUUUUGUGCGGUUGUUUCGAAAGGCGCAUGAGGAGAACUGCAAACAAGCAGAGUUAGAAAAGAAGAAAGCUCAGAAAGAGGCUGAGAUGGAGAAGGCAAAGGGAAUAAAUUUAACAAAGAAGGAUGUGAAAUAGGCGGUAAUUGCUUAUUUAUCUGACUGCAAACAUGGACGGCUAUCCAAUGGUUCUCUUCAACGUGAUUGUUGGAGAAGGAACACUGCUCCUGAGAUGGGACCAGAAGCCUCUCAUACUCGAGGCCUCUUGAAUCUGAAGGAAACAGAGGACAAGAGAGUAUGGUGGGGUUCUGAGUUCACCUGGCGGGUAACACGGGACAUGACAUCGUCCCUGCACUCAGCUGGUCGAGGGCAAAUGUUAGCAUUGAAUCUAUUGGCUAGCUGGUUUCGCAAGCUUCCAGGACUUCUGCCCUGGGUUUGAGCUGUAAAGCUUUGAGGCUUUAGUGGAGGAAACAACAUGUGAUUUGCUGCUACAAUCAGAGAGGUUUGGAAAAGCAAAUAUGACAGCUGAUGAGGGUUGGCUCAAUUUCAGCAAGGUGUUGCUGGUUGCACUCAAUAUGUCGACGAUGACAUGUGCAGGUAAAGCCGGAAAACCAGAAUGUACCAUGAAUCUGUAUAAAGCUCUAUACUAACCCUGUAUUUAGAUGCGUAGAUGAUUCUUUUGAAUGUAAUAUAGAAGUUGGUCCCCAAUCUUAGUAGUCAGGUGUGAAGGGGAACUUACCACGAUUUGUUGUAUAGAGGUAAUCACACUUAGAGGAGGAAAUAGAUGAUAGUUUGUUAUAGGUCAUAGCAUUGUAUUGAGGAUAUAGGCAUAGGUUUAGGAACUACUCUGGGAUGAUUCCAUUUCUAUUUUUGUAGUUACAGUAUGGAAAGUACAUGGUUUAUAACAAAGAGAGAGUGAGCCUCCUAGCAGGGAAGCUCAAGGAGAAUUAUCCAACCUGCUUAUUCUUGUACCAACUGUUAAUCUUAACAAAUUUUGAAUAAUACAUUCCCAUGAUUUGCUUUAAGUUUGGCAUGC